AUGUUCUGCCUGAAGAAUUUCACUGCUGUCCUCUCAUGUGUGCUCCUCUUCAUCAUCCAGCCAGGUCGUGGUUCUGAGAUUAUUAAUGGGAAAGAAGUUGAGCCACACUCACUGCCUUUCGUGGCUUAUUUGACAAGUCCAAACUCUUUCUGUGGAGGGACAUUAAUCCAUCCACAGUGGGUCCUGACAGCUGCCCACUGCACUGGUAUUAAUAAGGUGACUUUGGGAGCACACUCCAUCAAGAAACAGGAAGAAAAUUCUAAACAGAUCCGAGAGGUUGUGACACACGUUCCUCAUCCCAACUAUACCAAUGUAGAUCUGGGCAACGACCUCAUGUUGCUGAAGCUUAACAAACCAGCGAAGAAAACCAGGGCAGUCAAAUGCCUCAAGUUACGCAAAGCCAGAGACCCGGCCGCUGGCAGCACGUGUCUGGUGGCUGGAUGGGGAAUAACUGAAAACAACCGAACAUCAGACGUCCUCAUGUCUGUCAAUGUGACUGUGGUCGACAGACAGACGUGCAACUCUCGUGAUUAUUACAACCACAGACCUGAGAUCACCAAACACAUGAUAUGUGCUGGUUCAGAUGGUACAAACGUCGCUGAUACCUGUCAAGGGGAUUCAGGAGGGCCGCUGCUGUGUGAUGGAGCGCUGGUUGGAGUCACUUCUUUUGGAGCAGGUUGUGGUGUCAUUAAAAAACCUGGAGUCUACUCGUUUGUCUCAAGGAAGCAACUGAAGUGGAUCAAGGAAACAUUAAAGUCAACUUAA
This is a messenger RNA of Pelmatolapia mariae (spotted tilapia), 765 nucleotides long. Its product is annotated as granzyme K-like. The record is from RefSeq and is a predicted model, not a curated record. Gene Ontology annotation, molecular function: serine-type endopeptidase activity. The coding region runs from base 1 to 765 and encodes 254 amino acids. The transcript is spliced from 5 exons. Gene Ontology annotation, biological process: proteolysis. NCBI's taxonomy places the organism in Eukaryota, Metazoa, Chordata, Actinopteri, Cichliformes, Cichlidae.